Messenger RNA from Rotaria sp. Silwood1, 5720 nucleotides. The record is from the annotation of a GenBank genome assembly. Lineage: Eukaryota; Metazoa; Rotifera; Eurotatoria; Philodinida; Philodinidae.
AUGUCACCUACUAAAUUUGAAUCACUUCCAAAUGAAAUAUUAACUGAUAUUAUUGAGAAAUAUAUUAAUGGUGUAGAUCUAUUAAGAGCUUUUAGUUUUCAACUCAAUCAACGAUUUGAUUCACUUAUUAUUCAAUCUCAACGACUUCGUUUUAAUUUUAUUCAAUGUCCUCAAGAUGAUUUGCGUUUUUGUAUGGGCCUUUUACUGGCCUAUAUUGACAAAAUAGAAAAAUUAGCCAUGUCUGACCAAGACACACCUGGUCAAGUUUAUGCUUUUCUAUCUUUCUUUAAAUCAUUUACAUUAUUUAAACAACUUCGAAAACUUUAUUUUCAUUUUAAUGAUCAAGCUCUCAAUUGGAGUACUAUUGAAGAUGCUCUUGAGUCCUUAUUAGAAACGAAUCUUGAUACUUUAUCAAUCAAGGCAAAUAUCGAAAGAAAUAGAUUUUCAAUGAAAAACAUCAUUAUCCGUCUUUUUGGUUUAAAAUCAUUAAAAAGUUUUUCUCUCUUGAGUGACUUAAAUGAUAUGAACUGGAAUAAUUUAGUAAAUAUGUCGUCGAAUAUUGAGCAUUUGACUGUUUCUGGUAUAUGUUAUAAAUUUCAAGAUUUACAAUAUAACUUUCAAUGUACUCCUCGUCUUAAAUAUCUUGAUGUUGAAAUAGACGAUAGAAGAAUGCGUUUUUAUGAUGAAAAAAACAAGCAUUCAAAAAUAAUCAUUCCGGUAAUGUCGACGCUUCGUACACUCAUCUUAUAUUUUGUUGAGAACAGUGUAAUAACGAUGGAUAUGUUAACAGAAUGCUUUACUUCUAUGCAUGCUUUAAAAUAUCUUGAGAUUAAGGCACACGAUAAGCUUCUUGAUGCAAAUAGAUGGAAGCUGUUGUUGGAAACAUCGUUACCAUCACUAACUCACUUUAUUCUUCGAACAACUUCAGAUCGUGUCGAAAAAAUUGGAAUACAUAAUGUGCUCUCGUCUUUUCAAAACUCGUAUUGGAGUUCAGAACAGAAUUUUAAUCUAAUGGUAACCAAACAUGAACAUCCGAAUUCGGUUGGCUUUGGCAUAGAUGAUACAAAAUUUCAUGUUUGGGAUGAAUUUGAUUGGCCUAUGAUUCAGUGUUGGAUAGCACCAAAUCGUAAUAUUCAUAAUAAUCUUAUGAUAAUUAAUAAAAGCAUAACUUUGAGUCUCCAUAACAUCAACAAUCUGACAUCAUGUGCAUACUACUUCGACAAUGUGAAAUGUCUUAUUGUCAAUAAUAUGAAUAAUGAUUUACUUACAUGGUUGUGUUCACAUGUAAAUUGUUCUAAUAUUCGACAAGUCGCUAUAAGAUGCUCGCCAGAAAUGAUUAUUGAAUUACAUAGACUAUUGAAAUGUGUUACAAAUAUGAAUUCACUUGAAAUGAAAUUAGAUCUGUUCUUGGCAAAUAUAGAUAUUUUCAUGGAAAAUAUGUAUUGUGUAAAAGACCUUAAUUUAUCUAUUUGUAAGCAUGACUUCAAUGAAGAAAGUAUUUUUAUUAUUGCCAAGUGCUUUCCUUACAUAGAACAUCUCAAAAUAGAUACAUCCAGUUUACAGAAUAUUUCACUACUGAAGAAAUAUUUAGUAUCUCUUCGCAGUCUCACCUUUCGAAAUGACAAAAGUUAUAGCCCUUAUUCUUAUGACUAUAACUAUGAGAGAAAAAAAUGGGAAUAUGAUUUACGACGAAACACUAAAUUUUUGUUCCAAGUUACAGAUAAUAGAAUGACAGUUUGGCUCGAUCAAGCUGCAUUUGAAGAUCCAUAUUGGCAAACAUUCAUUUGUGGUGCAACCAUGUUAAUCAGUGACUUUAUCUAGCCGAACUACCAUUUCCAAUCGUCCAGUAACUACGAACAGUUCUGAUACUCAAACAUAAAAGAAAACUAUAUUCUCCCUUUUAAAUUUUUUCAAAAAGUAGCAUGGCAGAACUCGUUUUUUAGACCACAGGUUUACUUCUAAAUAUCUUACUACUGAUCCUAUCUUUUAUUGUAAAAACUAUAAUUUUGAACUAUUAGAUAUUCAAUAUCUACUUGAUUGAAAUCGAGUCAAUAUGUUCUGAUCUUAUUGAUAACUUUUAUUAUUAUUUUAUUUUUGAGAUUCAUUUUCCAUCAUAACACUUUAAUCUUGAAAUUUUUAUUUGUUAUCUUUUUGAAAGCUCAACCUUUAAGAAUUAUUAAAAAUUUUCUGGAUAAAAUUAUUCAGUCAAAUAAAUUUAUUUUAUGAAUGUGGCUUCUAUAUAAUUUAGUAAGACAUCCAAACACCGCAUAUCGCUUAAGGUAAUUAGCAAAAGAAAGAACACUGUCAUUCAUUCAGCAUUUACAUGAAACGAUGUUCUACUAGAGUAUAAUAACUUACAUCACGAUUUUUGGGGUAUUGAGUAUAUGAGUGUGCUUCUUCUCUUCGUUGAGAAACAAUACGGACAGUCACAACUAUGUCCAUCUAUCCCAUCAAUUUGUACCACAAACGAACUUAAUAGAUGUUACUAUUUGUAAUAGACAGAAUGUACCAAUAUGCUCGAAGUUGUAUAGUUCAGCGUAUUGAAACCGAAACUAUUCAAUAGCUUUUGACAUUCAAUUAACCAAACUUUCUGAAAAACUAGAUUUUCAUAUUUCAGUGCUAUUGGAUAGAACAUUCUAAAAGUAUUGAACAUAAUUUUAUUUCCAUAGCAAAGACAUGAAGUCAACAGGAGUCUUACAGAAAUUUGUAUUAGAACAUUAUUUGAUAAUAAGAAAACAAACAAAAAAAAACACAUGCUCAAAGAAAUAUGAAUCAAUCAUGGACUCUAGAGAAUAUACUGAGUUAACGGUACCCAAAAAAGGUACCCUGUUACCAAAUUUUCAGUAUGUACAGGAUCGAACCUGAUCUUUGACUCUUUAAAAUUUUUUCUUUUUCUUGAGAUAAUGUACUAGAUUUUUUUUACUUUAUUCAAUUUAAUUUUUCAAUUACAAAAAUUUAGCAGGAACAAUUUCGGGAUCCAACUCAACUUGAAUUGGUCGUAGAUCACUUCAGGGUACUCCGAUCUUAAUUUACGACCAAGCUCAACAUUUUCUCGACUAAGAAAUAAUCUAGAAAAAAUUAGGAAAAAUUAAUAUGAAAAUUGAUGAUUUUCUUCUGAUUUAUCAAGUUGUUUAUAUAGAGCCGUAUGUAAAAAAGAAAACAGUGAAUGAAUAGUCACCACAUGGAACGCGACAAAGUUCGGAUACCUAGCCGAGCUUUCCUCAGUAAAAUUACAGACUUGUGUAUCUAUGCAGAUACUUAUUCAGUGAAUGUACUUUUUCGGAUACCUCAAACGGUACAUACAUCAGUAAAAUUACUGAGAAUUUGCAGAGUACCCAUACUGGGUAUAUAAGUUAGUUGUCGCUGAGAUAAGAAAAACCUUUCAAAGAUUUCUCUCAUUGUUGUUCUCUCGAAGAUUAUCCUUUUGUUACUAGAAUUUAAAUUGAAAUGCUAACGAGAAACUCUAUAUAGAUGUCAAUUUGCUUUUACGUUUGCGCAAUCAGUGUCAGAUAGAUGUGAGGGAAGCAUGAAAAAUUCCAAGUAAACGAGGGCUCAGAUAUACUUUUAUUUAAGAUUUUAUGUACGGAACACACUCUAUUGAUAAGAAUGUCAUAAAAAAUACAAUAUUUCAUCAUCUUUCGUGAGAUAUGAGUUGAAUUGUUGAACUUGAGCAUUUUUGAAAAAAACCGCAUUGUUUUCAAUUAAAAUUCUUGUGAUAUCCUCCUUAUCCAUAGACUAUUCCGUUCACAAAAUAUUAAAUAGAACUAGUCUUCUUCUACUUAUUGAUAUCAGUGGUACUAUAGAUUAAAAUUGAAAGAAAAUAGAUGUAACUUUCGAAAGAAGACUUUUGAACCGUCGUUCGUCUGGAGUUUUUCAUACUUCUCUCACAUGAAUCUGACACACGUGGCUUGAUCUGGGAGACGAACUAACGAAGGGCAUCCUUUAUGAAUUUUUCUUAUUUCAUCGACAAUUAUCUUAUGUACAGAGAUUCAACCCAAAAGCGAAUAAUUAUUUUUACCUGUUUACCUCAUUAGAUAAUUAUACUUGCCAGGUUUCGUGUUGAAUUCUGUGUAGGAAAUCAUUUUUGCCAUUCAGGAAGAAGAAGUUUCUUCAUUAAGUUUCUGAAGUGUAUCAAGAAAAAAAAUUAAUUAAAUUUUUACAAUAACGUGUUAAUCAUUUGAUUCUGAGAUCCUAUUCCUUCAAUAAUAGUCCAAUGUAGUUUCAAAAACAAACCUAACUUUCUAAACAUCAUUCCAAAAGAAAUCUAAUACACAAAUCGUUAUAGUUUUUCAUAAAUUUAUCUUAAAAUUAAAAAAUUCAUCACUUAACCAUGAUCAAUAUAGAUGUGCUAUAUUUUAAUGAUAAUUUAUUUUCUAUUACUGGUUAUGUGCUACAACUAUAUUACGAUACUAACACAAAAUUUGACCAAUAAUUAACUUUGUACUCCGAAUAUAAAUUUCACGCUGAUGGUACGUAUUUCUCGAUUCGAAUGAUAUGUUCAUUUGUGCUCGAUGCUCAUUUGUAAAUAUUAACUAAUUUUAUAUAAUUUAUUUUUAACAUCCAUUUUUUCUUGAUUAUGAAAGAAAUCUAUUAAUUUUAGAAUAAAUUUGUUUUUUUUUCAUGUGAAGGUCAUUGAUGAAAUCUUCAGCUAUCGUGGUAUUAUUUUUUUAUAGAUAUGAAUAUAUACAUUAAAUUGAUAUUUCGCAAAAACAAAUUGCUAUUCCUUUCAUUUAUUGUUCCCUUAGAAGCUCAUGCAAGCGAAUAUUUUAUUACAAAAUGAAAUUCGAUAUUUAUAUCUAUGUUGAAAUUGAAAUUAAAAUUUCGAUUUCUAUUACAGUUGAAUUUUCCAAAUUCUACUAAAAAGUAUUUGGAUUUCUUUCGUAGAGAAAAUCAAACGAAAAUGGAUGAUGUGAUUUUUAGAUUACAAAAAAAAACUGAAUAUAUUUGACUUUAUGGUAGCAGUAUCAAAAAAAUGCUGAAUUAAUGGAAAUUAUUCUGUGGGAAACUUGAUCAUCAUACGGAAUUUUUCAAAGUCUGAAUUUAGUCUAACAUGAGUAUUAUAAAAAAAUGUUUGUAGUGACACCUAUUGAUAUUACAAGAUGGACAGAUUAAAGGGCUCAACUGACAUGUCGAGUCCGUACAUAAAAUAAGUUACUAUCAACAUAUUAUAAAUUGUCAUCUAACAGACAUUAUAAUUUGAAUUUCUACUACAGCAUUAAAAGUAAUAUUUGUUUUGGCUAAGAAGGAUUUUCUCAUAAUUUAUGAGUAUGGUUAAGUCUAACGAUAUAUGUCAAGGCAGAUAUUUAGUGAAACAAUUGUAAAAAUUUAUUAAAAAGCAAUGUCUUCGGUAGAACUUAGAGUGAUAGAUAUUAAUCUGAGUUCCAUUCAUAAUGAAUCUCUAUCGGAGAUUUCUUGUUUUUUUACAUACAGGGGUGUGGGUGUGUGGGUGUGGCUGUGGGUGUGGGUGGGUGUGGGUGGGUGUGGGUGGGUGUGGCUGUGGCUGUGGGUGUAGGUGUGGGUGGGUGUGGGGUGUGGGUGUAAGUGUGGGUGUGGGGUAUGGGUGUGGGUGGGUGGGUGUGAGCAUUACUGUCAGCUUUACUCGCACUCAUACCCAUACCCCAUACCCACAUCCACACCCACACCCAUCUCCUAUAUUCUAGAGAUACUCUUAAGUCUUCAAUUUUAUAGUCAUGAUUGCCAUAAAUAUAUUGGUUUUUUUU